AUUUUCAUAUUGAUGUGUUUUUCAACAUACUUAUCUGAAUAUGUCAGAAGUUUCAAAUAUGUACUAGAUUUAGUAAUGACAUGAAAGAUAUUGACAAAGAUAUCGAUGGGGCGUUAACUGUAUUAUUCAAACUUUGUACUGCAUAUCGGACUGUUAUAUCCUUUUAUAUAAGCAUUUACGAAAUGCAUAUACAGAACAGUGGUGUAGAAAUAUGAAAUACGCUGCGGAUAUGAUAGUAUCAAUAAUUGUUGACAAAGAAGAUGCACUCGUAGAUGAAGUCAUCAACAUAACGUUAAAUGGACUGCAAGAAAAGCAGCACGUCACUGUUCGAGCAGAGGUCAAUGAGAAAGGUCAAAUAUUUGCUGGUAGUGGAUGUUUUGUAGCUGACGACAAUGGUACAAUUGAUAUAUCUACGCAGCCAUCGACACAUGGCACAUACGAAGGUGUAUCCCAAAUGGGACUAUUUUGGAGCAUGAGAUCUGCUCCAGGAAUGGCUAAAGGAAUGCGACUUAUCACGAAAAAUGCUUCUGCACCUUUACUUACGGAUAUAACUGUAUUUCCUGGGCAUUUGACAUUUGAAGAAACGUAUACAUUAGAUAUAAAUCAUUUAAGCAGUAAGAAAAUUAGAAGAUGGUAUAUGGCAAAAGGCGUGCAGAAAAUCAAAGUAAGAAGUGGGCGAAUACGAGGAACAUUAUUUCUACCACCAGGCAGAGGUCCCUUUCCAGGUGUGAUUGACAUGUUUGGUGUAGUAGGCUCAUGUAUAGAAUUUCGAGCGGCUUUACUGGCUUCCAGAGGAUUUGCUUCCAUCGCUUUAGCUUAUUUUUUAUAUGAAGAUCUACCAAACAAUCUAGAAAAAUUGGAGCUGGAAUAUUUUAUGGAAGCGGUAGACUGGCUGUCAAGUCAAACUUUUGUUGAUGGCGAUAACAUAGGGGUGAUAGGUGUAUCUAAAGGAGGCGAAGUUGCUCUAAAUCUCGGCUUUUACAGUAACAAGAUAAAGUCAGUGGUAUCUGUCAACGGUGGCCCUUUCUUUACAACUGUACCAAUGUUGUACAAAGGGGAGUAUAUAGGAAGGACAGGUUUUCAUAUGGAUCGCAUUAUUUCAACCGAAGAAGGACUUGAUUUCAGAGAAUCUAUGCACUGUGAAGUCAAAGAUUAUGUUCCGAUAUGGACAAAGGACGUUAAUGUUUUGCUUAUUUGUGGUUUGGACGAUAGAUGUUUAAAACCUGAAUUUCUAUCGAAUCUUUGGAAACGGUAUCCUACUAACAGGAAACAUCUGUGCAAAUUAUAUAAAUAUCCGGGUGCAGGUCAUCUUAUAGAACCAUCGUAUGCACCUUUAGCUAGAUUUACUGCAAAAUACUUUAGCGAUAACCCUUCAGCUAAUUCCACAAGCAAAUACUUCAAAGGAGAUGGUCCUGCUGAGGGUGUAGUAUAUAUUUUAUGGGGCGGGGAGACAGUGGCUCACGCACACGCACAAGAAGAUUCUUGGAAACGUAUUUUGAACCAUUUCCGAACAACGCUUCAAAAACAGACAGUCGAUGGAGAUAAUUUAUCAAAUAGCAAGCUAUUAAACAUUACAUUAUAUUUUAAAAUACAUAAAUGUAAAGGCAGUCAUCCGUUUGACUGCGGCAAGCAAAAAAAAAAGAUGAGAAUGUAUGUUUCUUACUUUUCACGCGUUUACUCAUUUAUGGACGAAACAAAAGACGAGGCAAUGACCGCCGAGAUAACAGUUGACAAAGAAGAUGCACUGGUGGACGAAGUGAUUAAAAUUAUCGUGAAAGGUUUAAAGAAAAAUCAACAAGUCACGGUGAAAGCUGAGGUCACUGAAAAAGGUCAAGUGUUUGCCGGAAGUGGAUGUUUUGUGGCAGACGAUAAAGGCACAGUUGAUGUUUGUGAACAGUCAUCGGCGUAUGGAACAUACAAAGGGGUUUCUUUGAUGGGACUUUUCUGGAGUAUGAAGGCUGCUCCAGGGAUGCCAAAAGGAAUGAGACUUAUCAAAUACAAUGCAUCAUCGCCUAUUGUCAAUUAUCUCACUGUAUACCCGGGUCACAUUACAUUUGAAGAAACAUUUACCUCAGAUUUAAGACCUUUGUGCAAUAAGCAGAUACGACGGUGGUAUAUGGCAAAGGGCGUUCAGAAAAGGAAAAUUAGGAGUGGGCGUAUAAGAGGAACAUUGUUUCUGCCACCAGGUAAAGGACCAUUUCCAGGCGUGAUUGAUAUGUUUGGUAUUGCUGGUUCUUGUAUUGAAUUAAGAGCAGCUUUACUCGCUUCCAGAGGAUUUGCAUCGAUUGCAUUGCCUUAUUUCAUGUACGAUGAUUUACCACGGGAUAUAAAAGACUUAGAAAUGGAGUACUUUUUGGAAGCUGUUGAUUGGUUCUCAGAGCAACCUUUUGUCGAUGGAAACAAUUUAGGGGUGAUAGGUGUAUCUAAAGGAGGAGAAAUAGCUCUUCAUCUCGGAUUUCUCAGUAAUAAGAUAAAGUCGGUGGUAUCUAUCAAUGGCGGUCCAAGUUUCACAGGUUUUUCUGCGUCGUAUAAAGGAAAACCUAUGGGGACAGCAGAGUAUUAUCCGGAUCGUAUAAUUGAAACUGAAGAAGGACUUAAUGUUACCAAUACUUCUAACUGGGAAGACACAGAUUAUAUCCCGAUCUGGACCAAAGACGUCCAUGUUCUUCUUAUAUGCGGUUUGGAUGACUUGUGUUAUAACCCGAAAGCUUUGUCGAAUCUUUGGAGUUGCUAUCCAACUAGAAGAAAACAUCUCUGCAAGUUAUAUAAUUAUGCAGGGGCUGGCCAUCUGAUAGAGCCGCCGUAUGCUCCUUUAGCAAGAACAACAAAAAGUUACUACAGAGGAUUUGGUGAUUUUGUUGGAGUAGCUAAUGUUUUGUGGGGAGGAGAGACGGUAGCUCAUGCACGUGCUCAAGAAGAUUCAUGGAAGCGUAUCUUGAACCAUUUCCAAACAACGCUAAAAACAUCACGUGACACUGAAGACAAUUUAUCAGUUAGCAAGCUGUGAAUGAAUAAAUAACUUAAAGAACAUUGUUUAUCACAUGUUUGGGAGUGAAAUAAAGUCAUUACAUAACUUUGUUAUUACCUUAGUAUGAUAAAGUUGUUUAAAAUAUAAGAGCCAAUGGUCAAAUUGUCUUAGUCUAUAACAGAUAAAGAAAGAAGAAAGUUUGAUAUGGUAACAUGUGAUAAAAAGAAUAUUAUAUUUGGAUCUUUUCGCAAAGAAUUUAUAAAACUCGUCAUAGAUUUGCAUUUUAUUAUUUUAUUCAACUCGUUUAAUAAAAUCAAACUAAAAAGGCAA
Molecule: messenger RNA, 3298 nt
Organism: Mercenaria mercenaria
Lineage: Eukaryota; Metazoa; Mollusca; Bivalvia; Venerida; Veneridae
Exons: 17
Coding region: 212-3007 (931 amino acids)
Biological process (GO): acyl-CoA metabolic process; fatty acid metabolic process
Molecular function (GO): fatty acyl-CoA hydrolase activity
Source: RefSeq, a predicted model, not a curated record